This is a messenger RNA of Dovyalis caffra, 1761 nucleotides long. The record is from the annotation of a GenBank genome assembly. NCBI's taxonomy places the organism in Eukaryota, Viridiplantae, Streptophyta, Magnoliopsida, Malpighiales, Salicaceae.
AUGGAGAGCAGUCAUGGCUCCUCCUUUUCUAGCUGGAAUUCUUACCUUCAAGCCCUGGCCCAGACUCCUGCCCGUCUAGCCAGGCGGGCUGGUUCAGUCUCAACUUGUUAUGAAGAAAUGAGCCGUGUCAAAGCCAGGUCUGGUUCUGACAUGCAAAGAACACUUCGUUGGUACGACCUUGUUGGGUUUGGCAUCGGUGGGAUGGUUGGUGCUGGUGUUUUUGUCACCACUGGUCAUGCUAGCCGUCUCUACGCUGGCCCAUCAGUUAUUAUCUCCUAUGCCAUUGCUGGCCUUUGUGCCCUCCUCUCUGCCUUUUGUUACACUGAGUUUGCCGUCGACAUGCCGGUCGCCGGCGGUGCUUUCAGUUAUCUGCGUGUCACUUUUGGUGAAUUUGCAGCGUUUUUGGCCGGUGCAAAUCUUAUAAUGGAUUAUGUCAUGUCAAACGCGGCUGUUGCUAGAGGCUUCACUGCUUACUUAGGCUCAGCGAUUGGCAUCUCUACAUCAAAAUGGAGACUUGUUGUCCAUGGACUACCUGAUGGCUUCAAUGAAAUUGAUAUUUUUGCCGUUCUUGUUGUCUUAGGCAUUACUCUCAUCAUCUGCUACAGUACAAGAGAGAGCUCAGUGGUGAACAUGGUGUUAACAGCUUUACACAUUCUGUUCAUUGGAUUUGUGAUACUAAUGGGAUUUUGGAAAGGAGAUUGGAAAAAUUUUACAGAACCUGCUAACCCAAAUAACCCAUCUGGGUUUUUCCCAUUCGGAGCUCCUGGUGUGUUCAAUGGAGCAGCAAUGGUGUAUUUAAGUUAUAUUGGAUAUGAUGCUGUUUCUACUCUAGCUGAAGAAGUCCGUAACCCAGUUAAGGAUAUCCCUAUUGGAGUUUCAGGCUCUGUUAUAAUUGUCACCAUUCUUUAUUGCCUCAUGGCUGCUUCCAUGUCCAUGCUCCUCCCUUAUGAUAUGAUUGAUGCAGACGCACCAUUCUCAGCAGCAUUUAGAGGGAAAUCAGACGGAUGGAAAUGGGUGUCAAAUGUGAUAGGGAUGGGGGCCAGCUUUGGGAUUCUUACAUCAUUACUAGUUGCAAUGUUGGGACAAGCUAGAUACAUGUGUGUGAUCGGACGGUCCAAUGUUGUCCCUGCUUGGUUCGCUAGGGUCCACCCAAAGACAUCAACGCCUGUUAAUGCUUCCGCAUUUCUUGGAAUCUUCACUGCAGCAAUUGCGCUUUUCACUGAUUUAAAUGUCCUCCUCAAUCUUGUAUCAAUCGGGACACUGUUUGUCUUCUACAUGGUGGCUAAUGCUGUAGUUUACAGACGUUACGUUGCGAUAGGGACGACUAAUCCAUGGCCUACGCUAUCCUUUCUGUGCUCAUUUUCCUUCACCUCUAUCCUCUUCACUCUCAUUUGGCAUUUCAUGCCUCAAGGACAGGGAAAAGCCUUUAUGCUCGGCGCCUGCGCGGUGAUAGCCAUCGCUAUAACACAGCUCUUUCAUUGCAUUGUGCCACAGGCAAGAAAGCCUGAAUUUUGGGGAGUCCCAUUGAUGCCAUGGAUACCAUGUGUAUCUAUCUUCUUGAACAUAUUCUUAUUGGGGUCUCUUGAUGGUCCAUCCUAUGCGAGGUUCGUCUUCUUUUCAGCUCUUGCUGUGCUUGUAUAUGUUCUGUACAGUGUCCAUGCUAGCUUUGAUGCUGAAGGGGAAGGCUCUUUCGGUCAAAAGAAUGGUGAGAUUAUGAAGGAAUCAGGAGAAAGUGAUCAGGACCCUAUUUUUAAAGUGUAA